This is a messenger RNA of Caenorhabditis auriculariae, 1362 nucleotides long. Lineage: Eukaryota; Metazoa; Nematoda; Chromadorea; Rhabditida; Rhabditidae. The record is from the annotation of a GenBank genome assembly.
AUGGAGAAUGUUCGCAAUAGAGUUGAUGUUAAAUUAAUAUUCUCUGGGGAAACUGAAUUAAUGAAAAAAAUGGAGAAACUCAUUACAUUUCGAAGAAGGAUAGAAUAGGAAAGUUAGCUAAGUUGCCUAACUUCAAUAGUAAUAUAAUAAUAAACAAAAGAACUGAAUCUUGUUGAAAUGGCAACAACUAAAAAUAGUCCUAUGUCGAUCAGUUAUAAUCCAUUAGUAUCCAUUAGUAUUCAUUUUAAUCCAAAAAGUAUUGAAUAGUAUUCAUUAUAAUCUAUUGAUAUUUUUUUAAAUGAUAUAAAUUAAAAAAAUGAGUAACAGAAAAAAAUAUGAUGCCUGGAAUGAUUACAAAAAUAAAAAUGUUUACAUAAAGAAAACUAAAUUCUGUAGAGACAUCGGAUGUAGUGUAGAUUAUCUAAAUAAAACAAUCAGAAAAUUUGAGAAUCCAGAUGAUAAUAAAAUCGAAGACCUUCGGAAAUCUGGAAUCCAGGGAAUUGUAAGAAAUAGAGAUGACAAAGGAAGAUUUCAAAAAGAUACUUCUAAGAAGCUUGCUUUCGCUGAAUCCGUAAGAUCUGUAAGAUAUUCACCUAAUGAAGGAUCUGCAAGACUAGAAGUGUCUGGUGAAGGUAGUGAAGGAUCAAUGAAAGUAAUUGAUAUCUCGAAAAAGAAACGAACUCCAGAAGAACAAAUUGCUUUCAUUCAAAACAGUCUUAGAAAAGAUCGAUCUGGUCAAACCAAAAAUAAUUGAGUCAAGAAACUAUCAGGCUCCCAUCCACCGAAAACGUCAGGUCAGUUCCUUCCUUUCACCGAAUGAUUUUUUGAAUCUAAACAAAAUUUUCUAUCUUGACAUUUCAGACAAACCGUCCCCCUAAACCUGCAGAAGCAACAGGGAAGCCAACACGGAAAUCAUCCUCCCUCGAAAACGAGAAGAACGAUUUCAAGGACAGUGUCUUGACCGAGAUCAUCGCACGUGGUGUUUACAGCGACAGGUAUUUUCUUGUUUAUUUUUCAGAGUAUUUUGAUCUUUUUAUUUGUAGUUUCAUUGCUGAUGUGAUCAACGAAAAGAAAGAAAAGUUUAUCGGCCGAUUGCCUUGGGUAAUGAUUUUUUGGGCAAGAUGAAAAAGUAAAAAAAAAUUCCAGGAAGAGCUGGAAAAAAGCGCGAGAGCUUUGUUCAGACAGCUCGAAGUCAAAGAGGAGGCUCCCAUACGAUUAAAGUCAGUUUUAGCUACUUAGUUGGCAAUAACUUUUCUCUCUCAGAAGGUCAUCUCGAGAUCUCAAAGCAGCAUCAAUAACUUCUUCAGUUUCCACUUCUUCUUCUUCCUCUGCUUCUUCUACAACCUCAACGCCAACUUCUGA